AAUUACUCUCUAUAUAAUAGUAACAGUAGAACUGAGUUUUAGGGGGCUCCUUGGAUAUCAUCCCGCCAAAACUAAAACUCACAAUUUCUAAUGUAUAGAAAAAAAGAAAAACUCAGCACCUUCCUCAAUUGUGUUUACUUGGAUUUGUUUUUUUAAUAUCUUUGAAAGGUUUUCUCUGCGUUCGUGCUAUGGUUUAGGAAUGGGUGCGGGAAAGAAGAAACGUCAUGCUCUCACCAGAAAGACUCACUCUCAGUCUCAUAUGCAUACUUUGAUGUCUUCAAUUCAAUAUCUAGAGGGUCUAAACCCAGCAAACUUGAAAAAAUUGUAUGCCAUGUUGCUCCAUCUAUCUUUGAACAAAUCCACAUUGAGCUGCUCUAAUUGUGAAUCUGGAGAUGUGGAGCUGGAUAAAUGUGGUGUAAAAUUGGUUAAAGAGAUAUAUGAUCUCUCUGAUGUUCUGUUUAAAGAAUUAGAAUGGAGAUUUAAGGAGUUAUUCUCUGCUUUACAUGAUGUUUCUGCUACUUGGGGUAGCGGCAAUUCUAAAUUGACAACUUAUAUUUGGGCAAAGAGCGAGGAACUAAUGUUGUUGCUGAGAUGUUGUAUGUCAAUGUUAGAUUUGAUUGAAUUCAACCAUAACCUUCUCAUGGAAAAAGGCAAACUUCUCCUUUCAGUGCUUAGAAGAUUAUUUUCUUUUGAGUUAAGUGGUGGUGGUGGUGCUGAUGGAAAUGAGAAAGCCUCAACCGCUUUUAAGAGGUUCGUUUCUGUUGAAUGUCCAUAUGUUAGUGGUGAUUGCACCACCUCUGUUAUCGAGGAGUUUGUUGCUUCAAAAUCUUCUUCUGAACCUUCCGAUUCCUGCUGUACACUUCUAUGUGCUGUGCUUGAGGUGAUUGCAGAUGAGCUUUUGGUGCAUAAGUCAUUGAGGGAGUACUUUAUGUUGAUUGAUUCUGCAUCUUUAAAAAGUGAAAUGCUAUUCAACAUCCAAUUCAGUCAUGGUAAUAUUGGAAGUGUGUUAGAGGUUGUUUGUGCUCAUUUUGUUCUGUCAGUUUCCAGUGAGCAAGGGUCUAUAAAUUUCAUCAACAGAUUAUUUUGGUGCCAUAGGGAGGACCUAAGAACUCCAGAAAUCAGCUUUCCAGCAUCCUUGUCCUUGCUUCUCAACCCUGUUGUGCUUUCUGCUCCAAAAAUGUUUCAGGCAUAUUUGAUUUUAUUGGUUUCUGAAGCAAUUGGUAUUUGCACAUCCUCUGAGAAUAUGAUGCUAGAUGUUCAAUUAAUGGACUGGCACUCAACAGCAUUUGAAAGGUCUGUCAUUCUGUACAACAGACAUAUGUCUAGUUUUCAUCCUAAUAGCCAUCAUUUGGCUCGUAAUGGUUCUUUUCUCAAACUAACUAUGGAUGGGAGUAGUCCACUGAACUUCAAAUCGUUCCUUCUGCAAGCAACGGUGGACAAAGUAUAUCAUCUUAUUGCCACGUCCAAAAGUUCUUGGGAUUCAUAUCUUAGUAAAAUGUCCUGUAGAACAAACUCUGACCUGGUGGCUUCCUCUAUUGCGUAUGUGAAGGAGAACAUAUGUAGUUUUGAUGAAUCCUAUAAAGAUGAGAUUUUAUCAAUAUUAAAUUGCAUAAUACUGGGAUCUUCAUCUGAUGAUACAUGCAAUACUUUAUUUCUUAAAGGGGAAACAAGCUUUCAAGACAUAUAUCUUCUUGCUUCUAUACUGAAGUUAAUGAGUAGCUCAAUGUUACAAGCUAUACAGUACAUGAGGUUUUUUGGAAUUUCAGGUUGCCAGAAAUCCUCAACAGAUUUUUCUUCCUCUAAGGAAUAUAAUUACCUAGUGCAUAUUCUUGGUUGUUUUCAACAGUUUAGUAUCCAUCUACCCAUUCAGAACUUCUUAAAUGAAAUGAUGCAAUCUCAUUCUGCAAGGCAUAAGGAUUCCAAGUGGAUGCUUUUGCAUCUUUCAGGCUUGCUUUCAUUAAGUUAUGCUAGUGGGAUUGAUUUCUUAGUUAAGGGAUGCUUAUUUACAAUGAUGAUGCUGUUGAAUUUGUUUAUCAUUGAAGAGGGUGAUCUCAGCGCACUACGGUCAUUAUGUGGUUCUAGAUCAAAAUCUUAUUCAUCUAAAUCACCUGAUAAUGUUGAAGAGGUCAUGGUGGUAAGAAAAUCUACCGAACUAAUUUCUUCAAAAUUUCAGAAGAUUCAGGAUACGUACCUGAGAACACGAUCGCAUGUGGUUUCUGACAAAAGAAAACAAGACAACCAAGCAGAAACUUCAGAAUAUUCCUGCGUCUUGAAUGGCCUGGAUUCUGCUGUCACUGUAGCCAGCAAUACUGAGGAAAUCUGUAACGGCGAGAUGUUCUUGAAAUGUAUAUUAGGAAAAAACUCCAAAGAGCCUGAUUUUGAUGAUUUAGCUGACUUCGUUGCAUGCAAACCGGGGAAGGACUACUCAGACUGGUUGAAGGGUCGAGAGAAAUUAAGACAACGGAAAUAUAAGAAGAUGAUAAAGUUGAGAUGGAAGAAAAAGAAGUCGGCAUGGAAUUCUAUGAGGUGAUGUUAAAAAACCAUCUUAUAUGUUUCAAAUGUAACUCCGCAUAGAUGUUGUAUAAUGAAUUCUAUGAGAUGAUGUUAAAAAACUAUCUUAUAUGUUUCAAAUGUAACUCCGCAUAGAUGUUGUAUAAUGAAUUAGCAUAUGUAAGCUUGGUAGCAGUAUCCCUUUGUAAAUCCUUUACUGAUGUUAACAUUAUGAUGCUCUUGUGCACAUAUAAGUUGGAAGUUCUUUAUUUAUCUCUAAAAUUCCUCAA
Messenger RNA from Ricinus communis (castor bean), 2780 nucleotides. RefSeq lists its product as uncharacterized. The transcript is spliced from 5 exons. Bases 200 to 2530 code for a protein of 776 amino acids. The record is from RefSeq and is a predicted model, not a curated record. Lineage: Eukaryota; Viridiplantae; Streptophyta; Magnoliopsida; Malpighiales; Euphorbiaceae.